UUGACGUGUGAUGAAAUUUGAUAGGAUCUUUGUAAAAUGCAUAGAAUCCCUGGUGUGUUUACUGAUUCGAUUUUGUUUCAGACAUUCAGACUUUUUGAGAUAUUCCACCUGUUGCUUUGGUGGCUCUUCAGAACAAUCCUGAAGAGCACCAGUCAGAACUGGCGCCGUUUAAAAAUAAAAUAAUGAUUUGAUACACUGCAAACUUUCACAAUAAAUUACAAUUCAGUUCACAUCGAUUUUUUAAUUAAAUGAAUAGAAUAUAGUGACAGACGGCUAUUUGCCUAUUCAGAUUAUAGAAGAUUGUCACGAGCAUUCAAUAUUAAAUAUUAUUAUUCUAUACUCAAAGGUCACGAGAGUCGAGAUUCGCGAGAAAUGUCAAAUAUAAACGCUGCAUGCGCCAUCUGAAACAGACGCGAUCUAUCGGAAUCAAGUAGGUAUUAAUCUGAAAAAUCUCCCGUUUUGUCUGAAAGUUUUACAAGUAUAAGUAGACACACCACAUUUUCUAUGCGUCUUAGGUAGGUGAGUGUAGACAUAGCGAAAAAUAUAACUGAAAAUAAUGCUGUAAUGAGUUCAUUACGAUACAGAAAUAGAGAAAGAUAUAUUAUUGUGAGGGAAAUGGACACAAAAGUUGUCGAUUUUUUGAUAUAUAUUGAAACAUCAUCAAGUAGACUCAAUAUUCUGUUAUAAUUUGAAGGAAUGUUGCUGAGAAGCGGCAACGAGGUGGUCGAUAAGGACGUUAAGAAGCCGAAAAAGAAGAAGGCAAAGAAGACGAAAAAGGAUAACGUAAAGCUCACCCGUGGAGGAAAGAAGCGCAUGAAGUUGCUUAUGGAGGGGGGGAUGGCGCAAGAAGAAGCCAAAAAGCUAGCGUUACAAAUGUUUGGUCCAAAGCUUACAAUGGCCCCACCGGCUAAGAAAAUUAGACUGGAGGACAGCACACCUAAAGGAAAGGAGCCCAUGCAAACUACACAAGAGGUUUCAAAAGCCUCUCAGUUCUCAGGAGCUUCCAAAGCUCCUAUACCAAAUAGGCCCAUCUACAGCCAAAAAAUCACGGGGAUUAAGGUGGGCAUAUUGGAUAAGAAUUAUCCGGAGGUGUUGUUGAGAAUUAACCAAUUGAAGGCCAUCGAAGCAGCAAUCCUAGAAUCUAUAUUUGCACUGGAAAGAGAGGCCACUGUAAGGCCCAAAUUCCAACAUCUACAUAAUAGACCAGGUUGGCUUGGGCUGACGUGCUUAGACAUAGCCACGCUUGAAUGGCUGAAGAGCAUCUUGCCAAAGCUGAAACCUUGGGAGGGGGCUGAACUGAGGAUCGUUGAGGAGGCUGAACUGCCUUACCCGCAGAUCCUGACAGGCUACCUCCCUAAUAGCCAGGAUCUUUCUAACGAGCAGAUCUUCUUCUUGAUGGAGAUACAGAACGAGGACCUCAAAACUUCGGGCUGGAGGAUUCUUCGGAGAGAACCAUCAAACACUAUGCUAGAAGUGGUAAUCUCGGCAGACUCGAAAUCGGUCGAGAAACUGAAAGCAUUAAAUUGUCGAAUCAAUUAUAAAUUCGGCCAAAUAAGUCUUCACCUCAAGGGCCAUAAGAUCUCAGUCUCUAGCACCGGGUCAGAAAAGCCCAACGCUGGUGAAGAGAAAAAGGUGGUUGAACUCUCGGACACGAAAGAGCCUGGAAGAGGGGAAGUUCCGCUGGGGUGUGGAAAGGGAGAGUCAGGUGGCGUAAACGCUGCGGUCUUUUCUGAGCAGCCCGGUGGACGACCAUCCCCGUAGGUGGCGAACGCAUGAGGUGCCUUCAGAUAAAUCACCAGCAUUCAAAGGCAGCCUUUAUAUGCUGGAGAACGUCAAGAAGGCACAUACCCCAAAUACCUUAUAUCAGACGAUAUAUUGUAAUAGAGUUCCUGACAAGGAAUCUUGCUGCGGCGCUGGUUGAGGUGCGGGCUGGAGGUGGCCGAAAGCAUACAGUAUUUGUGUCGUAUUACUUUCCAGGUAACGCUGUCAGCCCACCAACGGAGGAAGUUCAAAGGCUCAUAGAAUUGUAGAGCACCUCCCUUGGGAUUGGAACAUUACUGAGAAGAACAACCUCCCCUGGGACUGGAAAAUUACGGAGAAGAAUAUCCCUUAAGAUUUGAAUCAACAAGAACUUCCCAUAGAACUGGAAUAGUACAUACAUCUGUAAUGAAUGUGAAUAAUAAUUCACAAUAAGUACAGGCUCAUUGAAAGGAUAUUCAACAAAUUCCCGGUUCUAUCCCAGUAGAGUGAACGCAAACGAAGUCGUUGUCACCCUCACAUUUA
Harmonia axyridis is the source of this 2283-nucleotide messenger RNA. RefSeq lists its product as uncharacterized. Lineage: Eukaryota; Metazoa; Arthropoda; Insecta; Coleoptera; Coccinellidae. The record is from RefSeq and is a predicted model, not a curated record. The coding region runs from base 697 to 1761 and encodes 354 amino acids. The transcript has 5 exons.